Molecule: messenger RNA, 2514 nt
Organism: Mycena indigotica
Lineage: Eukaryota; Fungi; Basidiomycota; Agaricomycetes; Agaricales; Mycenaceae
Exons: 3
Coding region: 1-2514 (837 amino acids)
Source: RefSeq, a predicted model, not a curated record
AUGAGUGUGGACACACGAGCCCCCAAGUCGCUGGUCAUUUCACCCAACCUCGACGCGUUACUGGAGCAUGAGGACCGCGUCAGACGGAUUAGGCACGCACAUUCGGCCUCCAGCUCUAUUGGCUCAUCGACUGCCCCGUUUGGCGCUGGGCUUCCACCACCACCACGAAGGGGUUUUUCGUCGCCAUUGUCGCCGACGUAUAGUUUGAGAAGAGACGAAGCGGAGGAUGAGGAGAGUUUGGACGGAAAUGUAGAGAGUGUGGUGAACCCUUAUAUCAAUCCCGCCCCUCGCUUCGAUGACGACCUACCACGGACGCCAAUUUCCCCUCCACCACGAACAUCGUCGAUGUAUGUCAAAUUGGAGCCAGUUCGUGGUCGACCCAGGACCCCCACAAGUCCCAUCACCACUAGAGCUGAAGAUAGAUCGUCAGUUUCGUCUUCCCGUCGUGUGGCUAGCAGCACACCCACUAGUCCCAUCGCAACCUCAAGCCAACACGAUAGAUCGCCGGCGUCAUCGUCAAGCGGCCGUGGCACAUCAACGCAUGAUAGCCGGCAUUCCCUUCCUUCUCUCUCCCUCCGUAGCAAACAAGACUCUUCGAAUUCUUCGACCAGCCACCAUCGCAGGACAAGGAGCAGGAGUAGAGGAAAGCUUGUGAAGCCACCGCCAGAGCCGUCCUCGCCGUUGUCAUCGCCCAUGCCGACCCACUCCCCAACACGGUCCAUUUCGUCUGCCCAUGAAUCGUUCAUCGACUUUGAUGUCGCAUCACCCAUUGCGGAGAGCCCCUCUACCGCCCCUCCACCACUUGUUUCUCUCCCACCAUCACUACCACCACCGCCCACCAUCGGCAAACCACCUAUCCCUACAACCCCUAAACCCGACUUCAGCCGUCGCAGACGCCACGCCAGCCCUAGUACCGUUGUUCGUGCCCACAGUAGACAAAACUCACCUAACUCGCCUCCCCCUUCCCUACCUCUCCGCGCAAUCCCACCUGACACCAUGCCCCCAACGACCAACUUCCUCAACCCGACCGAACGGGCCCAGCUGAUCCGCAAGAGCAAGAAGCUCACCCAAGUGUUUGGGCAGACACCCGGCGCUGGCGAGGCAAACACCACCGAAAACAGCUCUUUCCUGGAUGUCUCCCCUGUCGGAACGGGGAAAAGCCGGCAUCGACCGGCAGCCUCGAUGAAUAUGGUGGGCCAGAUGCCUGCGAGUGCCCGACCUAGACAACCAUUACCUUGGCCAGCACCUGACAAGACCAUCUACAUGGACGCUAACGGUAGGAGACACUCCGCGCCAGAAAGGGACGACUUGUCGGUCUCCGAUGCCCCCUCAUCGCCACUCUCGUUUAUGGACUUGUCUGUGUCAAGCCCCAGCUCCCACUCUGACGAGGACACCGAGCGCGAGACGGAACUCGGCCCGGACGACUCCGUGUCGGUUAUUUCUGUUGCUGGGGCGUCAAAAGCGGUGCGGCGCAAGUCGUCCAUGACGCCUUCGUUUGCGGACAGCCUCAGUCCUGAGGCGCAAGCAGAGGAAGACCGACGACGAAAGCGCGACAAGCUUGCCAAGCUACACCGCUUCCUCGGCUCGCGGGUCCCUGCCAACCUGGUACUCGGGCCAGGAUAUAACAUUGAGCCUGCGGUGGUGGGCAUAGAUGGCACGCUUUCGCCGCUGAGUGCAACCGAAUUCGGCAGCGACACCCUCAAGAAAGGGUGGGUGAAAAGGAGGAGGAGUUCUUCUGCCGCAGUGCUCGCAGCAACAUGGGCCAGCGACUGGGACCGGAUGAAGGAGAAUCUGAACGACAAGGAGAAGGCGAUUAUUAUGGACGAAACACUUAUGGUUGACAUGGAGGUGUUUGGCGUUGCCCCGCCACAAGACUUGUAUCGGGCAUCGACACCGACCCCGCCGGGCGCGCGGACAGCGCCCGCUUCUCCGACUGCGACGCAGCAGCGUAAUGUCAAUCAGUCGUCGUAUAGGAGGAGUGCGUCUGGCAAAAGUUCGUCAAGACGACCACGCACGGGCGACUCGGGCGAGCAUUUGCUGGCGGAUGUCGAGCCCGUGGCUGGCACCUCUUUCGUGUACAACCACUAUCAGCAUUCGCUCAACUCGCUGCAUGAUAUCUUGGAUCGGAAUGACCAAGAAUCGUUGGCAGAGCUGCACCAAUACCUCCACGACGAUGAAGAACAACCCGCUACGCCAACUACUGCGAAAUCAGAGCGCCGGCGCUCACUGCCUGUGUUACUCCCACGCUCCUCUGUCUCAUCGCUGGCCAGCAUUGCUUCCGAUGCGACCACGACUACCGCUUCCCCUGAUGCGCUGGCAACCGAGUUCCAGCUGCGCCGACGCCGAGCUGCGAAGCUGACCCAGUUCUUUGGCGUGGACUACCGCGAGCUGAUUGACGACGUGUUGGAGAGCAUCGAGGCUGGGCUGGAUGCGGAGCGCAGUCGGGGGAGCUUGAAUGCAGGCGAGGCGGAGGCGCUGCUGCAGAAGCUCCGGACGCUGAAGACCAGGCGAUGA